AGUAGCGGCGCCCUCUGAUGUCAUCACUCUUAGGCGCGUCGCUUGGCUUUAUGUGAAGACGCACUACGGAGGCUGAGAAGGAGGGGAAUGUGGGCGCGGGCGGUGUGGCUGGCCUUUCGGGCCCCGGCGGGCGGGCGCCGCGGCCUCACCGCCAAGGCGGGUCCUCAGGGAAGUGUUCGGAUCACGGCCGAGAUGAUCGAGCACCUGGAGCGUUUAGCGCUAGUGGACUUCGGGAGCCAAGAGGCCGUGGCACGGCUGGAGAAAGCCAUCGCCUUUGCGGACCGGCUCGGCGCCGUGGACACAGACGGAGUGGAGCCCAUGGAGUCAGUACUGGAGGACAGAUGUCUAUACUUGAGAUCCGAUAAUGUGAUAGAAGGCAACUGUGCUGAAGAAGUACUACAAAACUCUCAUCGAGUUGUGGAGGAGUAUUUUGUGGCCCCCCCAGGUAAUAUCUCUUUGCCAAAGCUGGAUGAACAAGAGCGCUUCUCACAUAGCUGAGUAGCUAUUCUGGGAAGGGUACUCUGCAAACACGUGGAAGCGCAAUGAUAUUUUGUUAUUAUGAACACUCAUGUUCCCACUUCCUUCAGUCACCUGAAAAAAUUGAUGGUUAAGUAUUUUUUUGUAACUAACUCUUCUGAAGACAGAAUUGGCAAAGAUCUCAUCAAAACAAGGCAAUGAGUUCCUGAUGCUAAUAGAAAAGGUAUUGUCAGUUUCCAAGGAAAUGGAUCAAGUAUUUACUCACAGGCUGUUCCGUAUGGAAGAUGUUAUCCCCAUUUAUCUCUACCCCAAAAGACUGUCUACCAAACUACACUUUGGUGAAUUUUCCUGUUUACAUAACUGUUAGACACUGUAUCUGAUCACCAUGCGACAACCUAAAUUGUGCUUUUUAGUUCCUGUUUCCAUCAACCUUUUAUCUUUAUUGAACACACUUGAAUUUUUUCCUGGAUACUCACUUUAUUCCAAGCAGAGGGCUAACUUUCUGCUCAAGUCUGGAGAGUAUUCAAAGCAAACUACAGCUUGGGAGCUCCUAACCUAGAACCGUCCACUCCCACAAAAGUGAUUAUUUGCCAAAAGGACACUAGCCGCACCUAGAGUUUCUCUUUCUGAAAA
Ceratotherium simum simum (southern white rhinoceros) is the source of this 1110-nucleotide messenger RNA. RefSeq names its product glutamyl-tRNA amidotransferase subunit C (gene GATC). The record is from RefSeq and is a predicted model, not a curated record. Gene Ontology annotation, cellular component: glutamyl-tRNA(Gln) amidotransferase complex; mitochondrion. Lineage: Eukaryota; Metazoa; Chordata; Mammalia; Perissodactyla; Rhinocerotidae. Gene Ontology annotation, biological process: regulation of translational fidelity; mitochondrial translation; glutaminyl-tRNAGln biosynthesis via transamidation.